UCCAAUGUGGCUGUAUUUUCCUUUUGUGUAUGCAUUUUUCUCUUGGGCGGAAAUAUCCUUCUUGCCCAUCUGAAUGCACUGAAUCCUUCUCAGCUUUGUUUUCCCUCUGAUGGAAGAAUCUACAGCUUCUAUUAGCACGGAUUUGGCUCUUCUCAAUGACCAAAGAUGAACCUGACGGGAAAGAGUUAAUUCCACCUCUUCUAGCAAGAAGGUAGAGCUUAAGAUUUCUUCCUUUCUCCUGGAAAAAGCCCUCUCCAUUCAGUCUUCAGCUCUGCUUUCUAGGUAGAAGAAGUGACUUCUCUCUCAGACCUACCUGGAGGAAUGUGAACCAAAAGAGGAAUAGGAGAAGAGCAAGAGGCAGCACAAGCUCCAGACCAAAAGACAAUCCCUGAAAAUAUGAGCUUGGCAACAUUCACAAAAUCCUGGAUACUUUGGAGUUGUGCUGCCAUUGGAAAAACUGGCUUCAUUCUGAGGGGAAAUGCUUUGUCUGCAGCAAAGAGCAUGCCAAGGACUGAAAUGAGAUUGCAUUCUGGAGGAUCCCUAUCAUGAAUCGAUACACAACUAUCAAACAGCUGGGAGAUGGGACAUAUGGCUCUGUCCUCCUAGGAAGAAGUAUUGAAUCAGGAGAGUUGAUUGCCAUUAAGAGGAUGAAGAGGAAAUUUUAUUCCUGGGAGGAAUGCAUGAAUCUUCGUGAAGUCAAGUCCUUGAAGAAACUCAACCAUGCCAAUGUAGUAAAACUAAAAGAAGUUAUCAGAGAAAAUGAUAAUCUGUACUUUGUAUUUGAGUAUAUGAAGGAAAACCUUUAUCAGUUAAUGAAAGAAAGGAACAAAUUGUUUCCAGAAUCCACUGUCAGGAAUAUUAUGUAUCAGAUUCUUCAAGGCCUUGCAUUCAUACAUAAGCACGGUUUUUUCCAUAGGGACUUAAAACCUGAGAAUCUCCUUUGCAUGGGACCAGAACUUGUGAAAAUAGCAGAUUUUGGGCUUGCACGUGAAAUUAGAUCCAGACCUCCCUACACAGACUAUGUAUCUACGCGGUGGUACAGAGCUCCUGAAGUACUCUUGAGAUCCACUAACUAUAGUUCUCCCAUUGAUAUCUGGGCCGUUGGUUGCAUCAUGGCAGAGGUUUACACACUCAGGCCACUCUUUCCAGGGGCCAGUGAAAUUGAUACUAUUUUCAAAAUUUGCCAAGUACUGGGAACACCGAAAAAGAAUGACUGGCCUGAAGGCUACCAGCUUGCAGGCACCAUGCAUUUCCGGUGGCCCCAGUGUGUACCAAAUAACCUGAAGACCCUCAUCCCUAAUGCAAGCAGUGAGGCCAUACAACUCAUGAGAGAUAUGCUGCAGUGGGACCCCAAAAAGCGGCCAACUGCCAGCCAGGCACUUCGAUAUCCUUACUUCCAGGUUGGCCAGGCACUGGGUCCGUCUCAGUGUAUUCGGGAGUUGGGAAAGCAACAGCGAGACCUUCCUGAUAAAGCCCAAAGCCACCUUAAGCCCAUUCCACCAGCACCACCUCCACCUAAAGCACAAGUUGGCCUCUCAUUGAGACCAUGUCAGCAGAGCCAUUCCUCCCAAUCCCUGACCUACCCAUACAAAACGGACUCCUCAAUGAGUGACCACUUAAAGGAAGCCAAGCCAAGCCAGGUGGCCUUGCCAGAAAUUCACACCAAACUUCCUCUGCAGAGAACCGCCAUUGCAACAGAGAAAUCCAAUGGCGAUCUCAAACCAAAGAACCGACAUAAAUGGGGCCACAUUACUGGAACACUAAAGAGUUCUGAAGAGUGGGAUGAUUUGGAAGAGAGUGAUAGGAAUUCUUCCCUCAGCAGAACUGACUUUAAAAACAAAGGGCAGAGUGAUGAAACUCUUUGUAGAUUUGAAAGUAUUUUGGAUCUGAAACCUUCAGCCAGCACAGGGACUGGAAACAGUGCACCUUCCUAUCUUCAACAGGACACGCCAACAUGCCAAAUUUCUUUAGCCAAACAACAUUACUUGAAACAUUCUAGGUAUUUACCUGGAAUAAGCACAAGGAAUAAUUUGGUCUCCAGUUCAAGCAAAGAUUCUGUCCUACCUAAUCCAUGGCCAAGUUCUAGUUUGCCUAGAAAGACGUCUGCAACAGCGAGCGGGAUAACCAGGCUGAACACCAACUGCACAGGAUCAAGUGGGCUGAUGGGUGCUUAUGUCCCUUCCUUUCUGAAAAAAGAAGUUGGCUCUGCUGGGCAGAGAGUGCAGCUGGCACCAAUUCUUGAUCCAUCUCCUGCAGACUCAUCCUCUCAAUACAGUUCUCUGAAGACUAUCAGACCUCACAUUGGGAGGCCAUCAUUUAAUAUGUCUAUGAAAAGCACACCAGGGUUGCUGCCACCCCCACCUCCUGUUCAACCAGUGCACGGAAGGAUUGACUGGUCUUCAAAAUAUGCUGCUCACCGCUGAAUUACGGAAUCGGAGCCCGCACUUCAUGACACUGGCUAAACACCCAGUCUCCUGUAACAUUUCUCCUGUCCAUAUUUUCUAUGACCAAGACAUUUCAGGACCUUUUAAGAGAGUUUACUUUUUAGUUGUAUGUAUUUGAAUGCAGACUUGUAACUUUUUUAUUGUUUUUAUUUUAUGAUUGAGGCAUUUAUUUUCAUAGGACCAAUGCACAUUUGUAUAUCAGCAUAGAAUUGUGGAUUUUAUUUUUAUUUUUUUUGGGUUCUGGGAGCUUUUUUAAAUGAUAAUCUUUGAAAUUCAAUUUUUAGAAAGAAAAGUUUUUUUUUCUUUUUUGACCACAUUUUUAUAUAAGUGAAUAAAUGUAGCAACAAGGCAGUAUUUAAUAUAAUUAAGAUACGGUUAAUAAUGACAUUUACCAAAUAUUCUAUAAGUUAAGUUCUGAAUAUGGUAUGUUGGACAAAUAACCCACUGAGUAUCUACAUUCUUCUGUUAGCUCCAUAACUAAAUAGCCACAAUAAUGGUACUAAGCUUGAUUUUCCUGUAGUAAAAUAUGAGUUGGGCAUUUUGUCUUUUACAUGACUGGGAAUUAUUAGGGUCAGUGUAUUAAAUCAGCAGAGCAGACUCUUGACCCAGAUUGUACAAUUUUAGGAUAUAGGUGGUAAAAUGUAUGUUUGGCAGGGAAAAAGACAUUUGCUGUAAUUAUAUUCUGGGCAGUAUUUGGUCAGACUUCUCUGGAAAUCUACAGUCACAUGUUGGUAUAUUUCACAAUAAGCAUUACUACAUGAUUCUGCUGAUUAAGUAAACUGAUAAUGGAAGUGAGAUCUUAGUGCAGUCAUGUAUUAGGAUGGCCACGUUGUGACCUCAUGCCAUUUCAUACUUAACACUAGCCUCUUUUCACAGUGAAAACUAAAUUUAUUAUAGGGUAUUCUGCUUCAGUUGUGAGCAGUAUGUUUUGUAGGGUAGUAAGUCCUUGGAAAAUAUUUAAAGCAAUAUUAAGUAUGACAAAGCUGGGUUUGUAGAGUAAUAUAAUGAAGUAAUAAAGUAUUAAAAUAAACACCAGCAGCAGCAUCAGAGUUGAAGGUUUUUAUAUAUUCAUAGCCUACAUUUUAUUUUUAAUUCCUUAGCUUUUCUUUUCCCAAAUGCAAUUUUGUUGCUUCAGUAUAAAGUUAAGUAGAAAAAUUAUCUUUCAUAUAAUUAGAGGCUUACUUUCAGGAAUAAGUUGGCAUUGCCUAUUUUUAUAGUAUAAUUUUAGGACUAAAUUUCAUCCUGUCUAGAAAUCAGUAUAAAAUCUUUGUAGACGGAAAUUGAAAGAUUGGAGCUGUGGGAUGGAAAACGGUUUUAAAAUCUAUAGUGCAUUGUUUUAAAGAAAAAAAUCCAGUUGUUGAAGUUCAGUGGCCCUCUCUCUUCUUAUGCAGAAAAAAAAAAUGGAAGAAUUAUACUCUAUGCAUUUCAAUUCACAGAGAAAACCCGAGGCGGUAUCUACUCAGGGAGAAAUAAUAACCCCAGACAAGCAUUUCCGUUAAGUCUUGGAUGUCGCAUCCGCGUCUCUUUCUUAGUGCCGUUUUCUGGACAUCCCAGCCUGUUGCAUGUUAUUUUCUUCUUCUCUUCUUCAUAAAGCAGACACUGUAAAUAGAAAAGCUGUAGUUCAUAUAUGUUAACUCCUUCAUAUUAGGAUGGAUUUAGUUCAAUAGUUGCCAAGGUAUCCAUCUUUGGCGCUGGAUCUGAGAUCUCCAGAUUAAAGCAGGAAAAAAACACGCAUUCGUUCUGACAUCCUGUCGCAUGUCUGCUGCCUCACGGGCUGCAGCAGACAGUUCUUCCUGGUGCUGCUCAGCUUGUGAGAAGUGAGUAUAUAGCUGAACUGUAAGUGUAAAUUGUAAAUUGUAAUUGUUCAACUGUAGCUGAUUACUGAAGACAGGAGUCAGCGUCAAAGAUAGCUAAAGUGCCUUGGAAAGUAGCAUUUUCAAAAAGGCUGGUCCAGCAUUAUCCUGUGAACCUAAGAGAUCAAGGCUUUUUUCCCCCCCAAAAGCUGAUGUGCUAUAAAUUGAUCAGGAUUUAUGCUGAAGACAAAAACAUGAACUCCCCUACCCGUCUAGAAAAUCAACACUGGUAUUGGAUUCUAGGCUUAUUCUAGGCUGUAAGGAAUCUGCACAAUCUAAAAAUAUCUCAUGGUCUGUAACUGAAAUUAGAAACACCAGCUACAUUUGGCCAUUAGUUUUUCUAUGUGGGGAAACAAUUUUAGUGAUAUAAUUUUACAGUGAAUACGAUCUUACAGUGGAAUAUGCACAAAAGCAUUCUGUUCCACUACCAUCCUCAAUAGUUCUUUCUCUCUGGAAGGAAGUAACCUGGAAAGGAAAUAAACCUGAGCCAUUUUUAAAAUUCUGUGAUCUUUUCAAAAAUGCUCAGAAUGUAUGUGCCAGUGAGAUGAUUUCAGAUGUAUGUAUUUGGGUUGUGCAGUGCUUCGUAUUCAGUUUGAAAGAUACACUUCUGAAUACAGGGGAGCACGAAUACCGCACCUCUCUGUGACUCGUUACGGUUCCAUCUGCCUCAACCGGGGAUUGGGGAAACCACCGUGGUUGUUUUAAUGAGGCUCUGACAGGUGUUGUGUUUCUGCUUCUGCACAUUCCAAAGUACCUCUUCCAGAUCAGGCCUAACCCAUUGCACAGCCCUAAUGUGAUGCUAUUUUUAUAGCAACUGAUUAAUGUGUUAUUCUAGAAAUAGGCUGAAAACAAAAACAACAAACAAACUUUUAUAUGUAGUAUUUUAAAAUGAGUUUUCCCCCUUUCAACAGAAUGAAAAUCACCAGUAACUCAUACAGGUUUAUGCUUUAUGUUUUCUAGACUUGAUCAUAUUUUUUUCUUAGUUAGACUACAGUCCCAAGCAGAGUUGGGAAGGGACAACCCAAUGGCCAUUCUAAACAUCUUUUGAAUAAAUAUGCUUUGAAUCAGAAUUGAGAUUAAUAUUGUCUGAUAUUACAUAUUAUAUGUCUGUCUAUGAAGGGUUAUUAUUCACAAGGAAUCUCUGAUUGAGGGUUCUAAUGCUCACCUUCCCAAAUAAUUAAUCUGCUAUAAUUUGAGCAAACAACUGCAAAGGACACACAUGCAUUAAAAAGGCAUUUCUGCUGCCUAAUUAGUGGUAAAAUUUUAUACAUACCAGAUAAAAACUGCAAACUCUACCAUAUAUGCUAGAAAGUAGCAGAUCAGAAGAACCUGAAAAAUAGAUACUCCCCUGCUUUAUUUGUAUGUAUUUUAAAGUAACAUAAACUUGUCUGUUUUUCGUUUAUUUAAACCAACCUUAGUAUAAUUACUCAUUGUAAUGCCUACUAC
Molecule: messenger RNA, 5743 nt
Organism: Python bivittatus (Burmese python)
Lineage: Eukaryota; Metazoa; Chordata; Lepidosauria; Squamata; Pythonidae
Gene: CILK1
Product: ciliogenesis associated kinase 1
Biological process (GO): protein phosphorylation
Molecular function (GO): ATP binding; protein kinase activity
Source: RefSeq, a predicted model, not a curated record